This is a messenger RNA of Ixodes scapularis (black-legged tick), 1826 nucleotides long. RefSeq lists its product as uncharacterized. Lineage: Eukaryota; Metazoa; Arthropoda; Arachnida; Ixodida; Ixodidae. The record is from RefSeq and is a predicted model, not a curated record. The coding region runs from base 457 to 1341 and encodes 294 amino acids. The transcript is spliced from 2 exons.
AGACGAACUCGGCGCGAUCGAUCCGCUGGUGAUGGCGACAAAAGCAUCUGAAGAGUCGAAAUUAGGGGCGACCUGCGAGAAGAUAUCGCCGCCGAGCCUCUUGCAAGGGGUGAUCCGUCGCACGUAGCGUACUUCGCAGGUCCGCGAGAAAUGGGGCCACGACGCAGCUCGGCGCGGCUCAGCGGGACGACGGGAGACGGCGGAAGACGGCGAUGAGGGAUUUCCGGGAGCGGACUGACGCUGGUCUCUGACUGCAUCCCCCGAGACGAGCAACUACUGCGCGUCGAUUUCCCGGGCUUCUCACCCGAGCUUGGCGGUCGGCGAGCAGUCGACGCCGCGAGGCUCCUCCGAGCAUCAAUUUGGGACAGCAGUCGGCCCGCGAGCCGAUCGCUUCUGCGCAGCGCCCAGCUCCCGCCCCGAUGGCUCCGUGAGGCAGAGCGGCAAAGCGGCUUCCGGAUGGCCGCCGUGCAGCCGCCGCAGCUGGGCUACCCGGCGCCCAGCCCCCCACUGGCCCUGGGGGCUCCGACCCCGCUGUUCCGGUCCCUGGACCGGCGCAUGCAUGCGGCUCCGAGCCCGGCCGCCCAGGGCUCCGGCGACGAGGCCCAGUGCGAGGACCGGCGGAGCUCCCCGCAGAUCGCGGCCAGCGGCUUCUGCUUCCUGGCGGCCGUGUGCUGCUCGGCCGGGGGCUUCUGGGUGUCGGCGGCCCAGACGCGGCUGCUCGGGGUCGUGUUCCUGGUCGUGGGCGCCGCGGCCGUCCUGUCGGCCAUCCUGUUCGUGCCGGCCGGGCGCGACGGCAAGCUGCCGGCCCACCGGCGGGCGCUGCCGCUGCUGUUGGCGCUCGUGCUGUGGGCCGUGUCCGGCUGGAUCAUCUUCCUGCUCGCCCAGAGCAGCGUACACGGCAAGGGCGUGCUGGCCGCCCUGGCCACCUUCCUGCUCCUCUUCUCGCUCGUCCUGCUCCGCGUGGUGUGUCGCCGCUGCUGCUGCGCUCGCAGGCGGAGGCGCCGGGGCCUCAAAGCCGCCGGCGACUCCGAGGACGCCGUGCAGCUCGAGGACUUCCACCACGUGAACACCCAGGUGCGCGACACGCUGCGCUUCGGCGAGCUGCGCGCCGACCAGGCCGUGGUGCCCUUCGCGACGGACUCGAGGGCCGUCGUGCCCACGGCGCCGCCGGAGACGCCGCCGCAGCCGCUCCAGCCGCCGGCCAGCUUCUCCACCUUCGUGAGGGAGCCGCCGUCGGCGCCCGCCGAUCACCCGCCGCCCUACGAGGGCUGCCCGGCUCGGCCGCCGCAGCAGGGAGACCGCUGCCGCACGCCGCCCCCGCCCUACUCCACCCUCGUGUAGCCGCAAUAAGUGUUCGUCGAAGCAGGGCUGCUCUCCGACGCUCGGGGGGCCUGUCUCCCGUCGACGAGUCUGGCCGAAGCGCGUACCAAAAGUCGCUCACUCACGUGUCGACGUUCCCGGUCGCGCAAAGCCCCGUGGCCCCGUGGAUGAGGACCUUCGGUGGAACGCGCACGGGCGGCGCGGCCGGUGGGAUGGCGAACACACGGGCGUGCCAAUGAAGACCGACAGGCCCACGCGACCGGGCUGUCCCCAGUUUGGGCUCCUCUCUCGAGUUCCAAGACGUUAGGCCAACUUUGUGCCGCCAAGCUCAAAGCCCGUGGCACGCUACGGGAGCAAGCGCACUGCCCAAGUUUGCUCCAAUUUUGUUGAAGAAACACAAAAAAAUAAUAAAAAAAUAAACUUGACGCGGAGCCCCGGAUGCGUUUCGCAAUAUCUUCGCGGAAUAGUUCCUAAUAGCAAUCCCUCGAAAUAAUUUUACAGUGGCA